AUGGACCCACUGUACACAAGCUAGGACUAUAUGAGAAACACCCACAUCCUCAACUCCUCAUAUGCCUACGCCCAAUAAUUCUAGCUUGAGCAAUACUAUAACUAUCAAUAUCCUCAAUAACUUCAGUACAUCCCCUACCCUACCGUUCAACCACAAUUAAUUUCUUGGCACUUACCAAACACCGGCAUUCAAGUAAAUGAAAUUAAUGAUAAUAACUCAAAGCCAGAAAAAGAAAGCCAAGGAGUCCUAAGUCAUUUUUCAGAUGAUUUCUUGCCAUUCCAAGUUGAUUAUCUCACCGAUUUACACUUGAUGAACGGCAAAGAAGUUGUUUAAAAAGAAUAAUAAGAAAACUUUUCUAACGAGGCAAGAUUCAAAUAAUUUGGUAGGUCUAAUGCCUCCUAUACCAAAUAACAAGGAUCUACAUGUCUAUCAUUCAGCAGCCUCGAGCUUGCAAUGAUUAACAAGUCAAUCAAUCAAUCUCAGAAUCUCCAUAGCUCGGAGCAGACUGAGGAUUUGUGUGACUUGUACCUGUAGAAUCGCAGUAACCAAGAUUCUAAAAAUAAUAAUGACUUAGAAGAAAUAGUUGAGGGUACGGAAGACUCAGAUAAUCUUAAAGUGGUCCAAAAUGCUGAAAACCUUGAAAUUGCCGAGGAAAAAGAACAGUCGGAACAGCAAAAGAAGAGCAAACAAGCUAACUCCUGGAGGAAGGACGUAGUUUACAAGACUAUUCUCAGAAAAAUUAGAAAGGAGUAUCUUAACGAAUUUAACUCUCGAACAAAGUAUAUUCUAACUAAGAGAUCUAGAAAGCCAACCUAUCUGCUAGAAAAACUCUAGGAGUAUGCCGAGUAUUUAUUGGACGGCACUAACUCAGACCUAACGGAUGAAUUAGUUUUCUUCAUGGGGUGCAUUUUUUACCCUAAGCACAUGAAGAACAUCUAUCAAACCGCUAGCAAGUUAUAGGAAAUUGAGACUGUUCACUCGAGCUUAUAUUCAUUCACUAAAAAGAAAUUAUCUAAUUUGGAAUCCUAUGGCGCUUAUCACUUUUUAAUUGAUAAAUUUGAAACCAAAAAUAAGGAUACUCUGCUUAAAAAGGAUGACAUAUGCACUGAAACUUUCGCAAACGACGAGUCAUUCGAUGCUGCAGAUAUCACCAUUCGUUCUGAUUUUAUUGAGGGAUUUGAUCAGUUAUAGUAAAGACUUCAAUCAAGCAAGAAACAUAUCAUUCGUAAAUAAUUCUCAAAUAAUGAGUCAGCGGUAGUAAAUACAUUAUGA
Messenger RNA from Stylonychia lemnae, 1272 nucleotides. The record is from the annotation of a GenBank genome assembly. Lineage: Eukaryota; Ciliophora; Spirotrichea; Sporadotrichida; Oxytrichidae.